CCUCCCCUUCAGUCUUGCACAGGUGUCCCGGCUCCUCCCCUUCAGUCUUGCACAGGUGUCCCGGCUCCUCCCCUUCAGUCUUGCACAGGUGUCCCAGCUCCUCCCCUCCAGUCUUGCACAGGUGUACUGGCUCCUCCCCUUCAGUCUUGCACAGGUGUCCCGGCUCCUCCCCUCCAGUCUUGCACAGGUGUACCGGCUCCUCCCCUUCAGUCUUGCACAGGUGUACUGGCUCCUCCCCUUCAGUCUUGCACAGGUGUACAGGCUCCUCCCCUUCAGUCUUGCACAGGCGUCCCGGCUCCUCCCCUUCAGUCUUGCACAGGUGUACCGGCUCCUCCCCUUCAGUCUUGCACAGGUGUACUGGCUCCUCCCCUUCAGUCUUGCACAGGUGUACAGGCUCCUCCCCUUCAGUCUUGCACAGGC
Molecule: messenger RNA, 420 nt
Organism: Staurois parvus
Lineage: Eukaryota; Metazoa; Chordata; Amphibia; Anura; Ranidae
Source: the annotation of a GenBank genome assembly